Messenger RNA from Daucus carota subsp. sativus, 1497 nucleotides. RefSeq names its product PI-PLC X domain-containing protein At5g67130. Gene Ontology annotation, biological process: lipid metabolic process. The transcript has 9 exons. Bases 112 to 1341 code for a protein of 409 amino acids. The record is from RefSeq and is a predicted model, not a curated record. Gene Ontology annotation, molecular function: phosphoric diester hydrolase activity. Lineage: Eukaryota; Viridiplantae; Streptophyta; Magnoliopsida; Apiales; Apiaceae.
AAAACCUCUUGAAUAAAACUUUUACAAGUUGUUAAUUCUCAAACACCUUUCUCCCUAUUCUAUUCACCAACAUUUCCCGCUGUACCAACUUCACUUUUUGAAAGACCAUUAAUGGAGGAACUUAAAUAUCUUCUUUUUAGUUUAUUGAUCAUCUGUAGCAUCGGCUGUGCAUUAAGUCUCCAGAUUGGAGAAACAUGUUCUAGUUCCGAUGAUAGUACAUGCGAUGAAGGAUUGAUAUGUGGGACUUGCCCCGCAAAUGGUAAUACCCGACCCAGAUGUACCCGGGUUCAACCCAUCAACCCCACAUCAAAGGUGAAAAAUCUCCCAUUUAAUCGCUAUUCAUGGCUGACAACACAUAAUUCAUUUGCAAUAGUUGAUUCCAAGUCAUAUACGAGUUCAAGGAUACUUGCUCCUACUAAUCAAGAACAUUCAGUGACCACCCAGCUUCAAAACGGUGUUCGAGGGCUGAUGCUUGAUAUGUAUGACUUCAACAACGACAUCUGGUUGUGUCACUCGUUUGCCGGAACAUGUUUAAAUGUCACUGCUUUUCAACCGGCAAUUAACACGCUUAGAGAGAUUCAAGUGUUUCUAGAGGCAAACCCAUCAGAGAUCAUCACCAUUUUUAUUGAGGAUUAUGUUACUUCUCCACAAGGAUUGACGAAGGUCUUUAAUGCAUCUGGUCUAAGCAAAUUCAUGUUUCCACUGUCUCGGAUGCCUAAAGGCGGAGCAGAUUGGCCUAGAGUGGAUGAUAUGGUCCGUCAGAAUCAACGAUUGGUGGUCUUCACCUCUAAAUCUUCGAAAGAGAAAACAGAGGGAAUAGCUUAUGAAUGGAGAUAUGUUGUGGAAAACCGGUAUGGAAGAAGUGGGAUGAUUACUGGAUCUUGUCCACAUCGCUCUCAAUCGUCACCGCUGAACACAAAAGCAAUAUCACUUGUUCUUCAGAAUUACUUUCCCUCGAAUCCCAACAUAACAAAAGCUUGUGUUGAUAAUUCGGCUCCACUACUCAGUAUGAUGGAUGCUUGUCAGAAAGCAGCUGGAAGACGAUUUCCAAACUUCAUUGCUGUGGAUUUUUACCAGAGAAGUGAUGGAGGAGGAGCUCCAGAAGCUGUCGACCAAGCAAAUGGUCAACUCACUUGUGGGUGUGCCAGCAUAGCGUAUUGCAAGGAAAAUGCAACAUUUGGGACAUGUGAUAUUCCUCGGCUUUCACCUCCACCACCAGCAGCACUCACACCUGAAUCAGUGUCAAAAAGUCCCAGCAGUGCUGCUUCUGAUACUAUGCUAGCUAAACGUCGUUGGCUGAUUGCAGCAAUUCUUCUUACAGUGCUGUUAUGUUGGUCGUAGAAACUGAAAUGAGCUGCUAUGAAGCUAUUCCAUUAUUCUUUAAUACACAGUUUUGUUAUAGAUAUAGAAUACAGGAUCAUAGUUCUGUGCAGACAUAGAAUAAAAUUUCUGGCCCAUUUUAUAGUAAUAAAUAAUCAACAGGAGUUUGUUGUAAAA